CGGAUCUAGCAAACACAUCUAUUUCAUGGAUAAGGUAGGUUGCUCCCAGGCCCCGCCGUCACCAACAUCCCUCAACUCAAUACUCAGCCUCAACUCUGAGGUUUUCCCUCAAAUUCAUUCCCUCACCCCUCAAGUCGCCGUCACCACACAAAAUUGAGGGAUAAUCUUGAGGAAAUCCUCAAAUAUUUAAGUAUAGAUUCAUAGCAACCUUAAGUUCUUCCUCAAGCAAAUCCAACAUGGCAGACAGACGUCGCAGACGACGUAGACUCCAGCGGUAUUGGAAUAGACCGUCCAAAAGGGUGAUUCGGGACCGUCUGAACCCCGUAGAGGCGUAUACUGACGACGAGCUUUUUGAGCGUUAUCGAUUUAGACAGGUGUCGGUAGUGUAUUUUCUAAAUUUAAUAGGUGGUACCUUAUUAGAAAGCACUAGAAACAAUGCCUUACCCCCGAUGUUGCAGCUGUUUGUUUGUCUUCGCUUCUUUGCGACAGGCGCCUAUCACAAACUCAUAGGUGAUAGUUUGAAUGUAUCAGAGUCCACCGUCGGCAGAUGUUGCAGAUCGAUAACUGAGGCCAUCCUCCAUGUUCGAAAACAAUUUAUUGUUUUUCCGAGAGAUGAUGAAGCCCGGAAAACAAAGCAAGAAUUUAUCAAAAUUGCCGGAUUCCCGAACACACUGGGCUGUAUUGAUGGCACAUUUAUUAGAAUCCUGGCUCCAACUGAAAAUGAACCGGAUUUUGUAAAUAGAAAGGGGUUUCAUUCUUUAAAUGUACAGAUGGUUUGUGAUGCCAGAUUUAAAUUCACAAGCGUCUGUGCCAGCUGGCCCGGGAGUGUCCAUGAUAGUAGGAUCUGGCGAGAGUUCUCCCUUUGUCGACAGUUUCAAAGAGGUAAAAAAUAUAUUUUUAAAAAAUUAGAUCCAGUUGUCAUUUGA
Molecule: messenger RNA, 926 nt
Organism: Magallana angulata
Lineage: Eukaryota; Metazoa; Mollusca; Bivalvia; Ostreida; Ostreidae
Product: putative nuclease HARBI1
Exons: 3
Coding region: 237-926 (229 amino acids)
Source: RefSeq, a predicted model, not a curated record